Phytophthora infestans T30-4 is the source of this 1017-nucleotide messenger RNA. Its product is annotated as pectinesterase, putative. The record is from RefSeq and is a predicted model, not a curated record. Gene Ontology annotation, molecular function: pectinesterase activity. Gene Ontology annotation, biological process: cell wall modification. NCBI's taxonomy places the organism in Eukaryota, Oomycota, Peronosporomycetes, Peronosporales, Peronosporaceae. The transcript has a single exon. The coding region runs from base 1 to 1017 and encodes 338 amino acids.
AUGCAGAUAUUUGCUCCCCUCGUCGCCCUUGCUAGCCUCGCCGCAGCCUCGGAAGGUGCCUGUACCGGAACGAAUGCUCGCACUACUCCCCCACCAGGUGCCAUCGUCAUUGACGCCACGGGUGCGUACAGCGGCAGCUUCAAGACCGUGUCCGAAGGAGUGGCCAAUCUUCCCAAAACGGCGGUGCAACAAAUUCUCUUCUUGAUGCCGGGGACUUAUGAGGAGCAGGUCACAAUUCCGAAGCUUAAAGGCAACCUGGUUGUGCAGGGCUACACUUGUGACACGACAUCGUACUCUUCGAACCAGGUCACUAUCACCCACGCCAUGGCGCAAAAGGAUGUCCCUGCCAACAUCACCAAGAGCCGCAAUGACUACACGACCACGCUGCUGAUCAAGGCGAGUAACGUGAAGGUGUACAACCUCAACGUUGCCAACACAGCUGGCGACGUUGGCCAGGCCAUUGCUAUGAAGGUCGACGGCGCCAAUAACGGAGUUUACGCCUGCAAUCUCACCGGCUACCAAGACACUUUGUACGCAAAUAAGGGUCCCGAGCUCUUCGCCAAGUCGUACAUUAGCGGUGCCGUCGACUUCGUCUUUGGUCUGUACGCGAAGGCCUGGUUUGAGUCCUGCGACAUUGAGUCUGUUGGCAAAGGCUGCAUCACUGCUAACGGCCGCACAAACGAUUCGAACCCUUCCGAAUAUGUCUUCAACAACGCACGCGUCUUCGGUUCCACUCCGGGUCAAGCCUUCCUGGGCCGGCCGUGGCGACCGUAUGCCCGCGUCGUUUUCCAAAACAGUGACCUUAGUGAUGUUAUCAACCCAGCAGGUUGGCAGAAGUGGAACGGUGACAACAAUACGGCUAACGUCUACUUCAAGGAGUACAGCAACAGAGGAGCAGGAGCGGCUACCAACAACCGUGUUGGUUUCAGUGGAACGCUGGAGAAACCUGUGGCGAUCACGGAAAUCCUUGGUGCGGGCUACGAGUCCGCCUGGUGGGUGGACAAGUCGUUCCUGUAG